CAUGGUCAUGCAGGUCAAGAGCGGUGAGUGUCUGCCCUGUUUGUGUACGAUCUGGCACCUUGGAUGACACUGAAUGCCAAUGCCAGACAAUCACCUGGUCCGGCGAUCCGACAUCAAACUCCACUCAAAGUACCGGGUGGUUGGUCCGACAUGCCGCCCCCACCUCGUCUUCAGGGUUUUGAUACUCUGUCACAAGCUCAUGAGGCUGAUUUCGGAACGAGACCGGAAGGUGGAGUUGAGGAACAUGCGGGGUCUCAGGCGGGUCCAGGCGGUUCGGGAUGGUUCAAAUGGAUUACCGAUGCUGGCGGUAAUACGAUGAGUAGGGGGGCUUGAGGGUGUGCCCACGGGUAUCAGACUCGAGGGGUCAGUUGGUAUUACAGGCGAUCCCGCUUUCGAUAGAGAGAACGAUUCACAGGCCUCGUUAGAGUAAUUGUCACGAUUUGAUGAUCUUACGAUGCACGACGAUA
Kockovaella imperatae is the source of this 467-nucleotide messenger RNA. RefSeq lists its product as hypothetical. Lineage: Eukaryota; Fungi; Basidiomycota; Tremellomycetes; Tremellales; Cuniculitremaceae. The record is from RefSeq and is a predicted model, not a curated record. The transcript has a single exon. Bases 64 to 333 code for a protein of 89 amino acids.